This is a messenger RNA of Laetiporus sulphureus 93-53, 1382 nucleotides long. Its product is annotated as glycoside hydrolase family 28 protein. Bases 182 to 1270 code for a protein of 362 amino acids. The record is from RefSeq and is a predicted model, not a curated record. Gene Ontology annotation, cellular component: extracellular region. The transcript is spliced from 16 exons. Lineage: Eukaryota; Fungi; Basidiomycota; Agaricomycetes; Polyporales; Laetiporaceae. Gene Ontology annotation, molecular function: polygalacturonase activity. Gene Ontology annotation, biological process: pectin catabolic process.
CCAAGGACUUCGUUGGGCCCUUCAGACGUUCACAUGGAAGGCGGGUGAUUAUCAAACUGGCCGACCCUGACUGACAUCGCAGGCGUAUAAAAGUGCAGACAGUGAUCUGCCACGAUUCAUUACUUAGCCCGGUACAGCAUCUGGCGCGAUUCUGCCACCUUGACGGUCGUUGCAAACCACCAUGUUCUUCAAAGUAUCGCUUCUGGCUGCCAUUGUUCUCAUACCGAUUGUCUUCGCCGUCCCGUCGAAAGUGGAGACGGCCAAGCGCUCUACUUGCACUGUCGACUCGGUCGACUCUGCGUCUGACCUCUCCGACUGCGACGAUGUCGAAGUUGCUGCAUUCACAGUUGCUGAUGGCGACACUGUGACUAUGAGCUUCAAAGAGAGUGCUUCGGUCACCAUGACCGGGGAGGUGACCUUCGCUAGCACCACUGCGGACGGCCCUCUCAUCACAUUCGAGGGCACGGACAUCACAUUUGAUGGACAGGGCAACACGUUUAAUGGUAACGGUGCAGACUACUGGGAUGGUGAAGGUACAAAUGGCGGUAAAGCUAAACCCCAUCCCUUCAUGAAGAUCAAGGCAUCUGGCACGUUCAAGGACUUCAUUGUACUGAACACUCCCGCGCAAGCCAUUUCCGUCAACAAUGACGACACAUUGACCAUUGAUUCGGUCACCGUGAACAACGCGGCAGGCGACACGGAUGAUCUUGGCCACAACACAGACGGCUUCGACGUUUCGGCGUCCGACGUAACCAUCAGUAACUGCGUUGUCGAGAACCAAGACGAUUGCAUCGCUAUCAACGAAGGCUCCAACAUCGUCUUUGAGGAUAACACUUGCUCCGGCGGUCAUGGCAUGUCCAUCGGCUCCAUUGCCUCCGGCAAGACCGUCUCCAGCGUGACGUUCUCAGGGAAUACAGUCACCAGCUCGCUGUAUGGUAUUCGUAUCAAGGUCGACGCGGAUGCUACCAGCGGCAGUGUGAGCGACGUCACUUAUUCCGGCAAUACGAUUUCCAGCAUCUCCGAAUACGGUGUUCUGAUCACUCAAUCUUACCCGGACAAUGAUGGCACCCCUGGCACCGAUACCACGAUCAGUGACGUCAAAUUCACCGGUAGCAAGAGUUCAAUCACUGUGGACUCUGGCGCGUACAGAGUUACAGUCGACUGCGGCAGCUGCUCAGGCACCUGGGACUGGGAUGAGCUCGACGUCACUGGCGGUGAUGCCGGCACGAUUGAUUCGGAUGACGCCACUAUCGACGGUGGAUCAUAUUGAUUGCAGCUAGUGCACAACUCCUCUUGAAGCCCGUGGCCAUCCAAGGAUGCAUGUCGAGAUCACGAUUAACGAGUUCUUGCAUCCCUACAGUUUGGAUAGGCUGUUCGCGCUC